Molecule: messenger RNA, 4231 nt
Organism: Salvelinus fontinalis (brook trout)
Lineage: Eukaryota; Metazoa; Chordata; Actinopteri; Salmoniformes; Salmonidae
Exons: 13
Coding region: 212-1732 (506 amino acids)
Molecular function (GO): RNA binding; metal ion binding; protein binding
Source: RefSeq, a predicted model, not a curated record
GUCUGAUAGCUUGAUCAUUUACGAGAGUCAGAUGUAGCUCGAUCGAUUUCAGGAAACGGCGCAGAUAAAGGCAGUUGAACGAACAACGAAGAUCGAUUCAACCCGCGGUUAAACUGUGGGGUAACCGCUGUCAAUACUGGCCCUUUUAUCCAGUUUUAAAGUGAUAUACUUUAAUGUUUUGUAUAUUUUCUAUUCAAGUUGAUAAUGCUGGAUGGUCGAACUGAUGAAGUUCACAAGAGACAUUUGCCGACUGCUGGGUAUUGGAGGCGAUGGGCCAGGUGAGCAGGAGGAGAUGGAGCGGGAGGGAGGAGGAGGAGGAGGAAGAGGGGGUCCAGGUCCAGCUGCGGGUGGAGAGGUCCUGAGUGGGGAGGAGGAGUUGAGUGAGGAGGAGAAGACCAGAAGGAGAGCAGAGAGACGCAGGGCUAAGAGAAAGAGACAGAAAGAACGAAAGAAACUGGAGAAGAGCGCGGAUGCUGAGCAGGAGGGAGUAGCGUCAGAGUCUGAGAGUGAAAGUGAGGAGGAGAAGGAGGAGGUACAGAGGGUAGUACCUCCUGCCAAGAACAUACCCACGCCUCCUCUCGCUGUGUCUGGGAAGAAGAGCAACCGCCAGCCCCCUGUCAGGACCCCAGAGGAGGAGCCAGAGUGGGACGUCCGCAGUGCGUUUGUGGCCAACGCUGCCAGUCACAUCAGACCCAAAGCCAGGACCAGUGCAGGCCGCGCCUCUAGAGAGAACAAGGAGAACGAGGCUAGGACCAGCGAGGUGCGGAGGGCUGGACACACACAUGCAUGUUCAUACACACACACACACAUGCCCAUACACAAGGGUAUUCAGUUGUUUAAGCAGGGCCAGUACUCUCAGGCUGUGGACAUGUUCUCUGAGGCUAUCCACUGUGACCCCAAAGACCACAGGUUCUUUGGGAAUCGUUCACACUGCUACUGGUGUCUGGAGCUCUACCCCUCUGCCCUAUCAGACGCUCAGAUGUCCAUCCAGCUCGCCCCUGAUUGGCCAAAGGGAUACUUCCGCAAGGGGAGUGCACUGAUGGGGUUAAAGCGGUAUGGUGAGGCAGAGAGGGCCAUGCAGCAGGUGUUGAAGCUGGAUCAGGACUGUGAGGAGGCCUCCAUUGAGCUCUUCAACUGCCAGGUCCUGCAGCUCAUGGAUCUGGGUUUUGAGGAGGGGCAGAGUGUGUUGCUGUUGGAGAAGUUUACCACGGUGCAGGCUGCUCUCGGCUCCCCUGAGGCUGACAGAGUGGUGGACCUCUCCUCCCCUGAGGACUCUACUGGGUCCCCCUGUCCCUCUCUCUGGGUGGGGAACGUCACCGUGGACCUUACUGAGAAACACAUAUGGGACCUUUUCAAAACGUGUGGGGAAAUAGAGAGUAUCAGAGUUCUACAUGAGAGAUUCUGUGCCUUUGUCAACUUCAAGAAUGCCAACAUGGCCGCUCGCGCCUUGGAGAGGCUCCAGGGUGUGGAGCUGGAGAGCACCAGGCUGGUAAUCAGGUACCCAGACCGCUGGAUGCAGAGAACCCCUCCCUCUCCUCAGAGGACCAACCCUACAGGCCUCAACACCUCCUCAGCCUCCCAGUACGCCUCCACAGGGACCAGGAGGAUGGCUCCCAUCAAUGGUGACGAGUGUUUCUUCUGGAGGACCACCGGCUGUUUCUAUGGUGACAAGUGUCGCUUCAAACACAAGCCCGACCAGAAAGGAAGAGACAGGAAACCAUGGCAACCCUGACCACCACGCAGUGACUGGAUAGUAGAGAGGGAGGAGAAUGAUGAAGAUUAAGGAAGAGGAUGAGGGACUGUGUCCCUACUUUAAAAGGGAACAGGAUGCUUGGGGGGGUGUCACCCCGUUUGUAGUCCUCUGGCACAGACCACAGAUCCAAGACAGAACACUAGACAUAUAGAAUGAGUGUGUGAAGUGUCAAUCAAAGUGAAGAGGAGUGAACCUCUGAUUUCCUUCCCCCUCUCCCUCAGCCUGAGCUGUGAAACAUGGAAAUUACUUCAUCAUUAGAACUUGAAGGGAUCUUUGCCCAGUGAACCUCCUCUAUGAUGACCAUGUUGUAGACACUAAGGGGGCUGACAUCUGUUGUUAUCAUGUGUUUAACUGUAUGUAUGGUCAUGUGACCUGAACGUGUGACCCCUUGUGAUGUCACUUUGCCAGCCUGAUGCCAUAGGGUGCCAAGUAAUUGCCCCAACAGGGGAUAAAUAAUCAAUGCUUUUUAUUGAAUAUGAGGCAUGUUCCAGGCAGACUAAAUUGCACUCACCUGCCUUCUCUCACAACACAUGGAUAGGUGUUUGUUUAAGAUGUCAGCUAACCCAAUCAUGAUAUAGCAAACUGAUGUACGACUGCACAGUCAGUGACGUGGCACGCAACCAUGAGUCAGCCUGGAACGUCACCAGUGUCCAUAGGGUGUUCUAACAUCCACACUAGACCACCUUAAAUGAAACAAGUAGUGUGCUGCUGUGGAUAUUGGAACAAGACCCAUAACACCUUCCUAAUAUUGAGUUGCACCACCCCCUUUUGCCCUCAGAACAGCCUCAAUUCGUCGGGGCAUGGACUCUACAAGGUGUCGAAAGCGUUCCACGGGGAUUCUGGCCCAUGUUGACUCCAGUGCUUCCCACAGUUGUGUCAAUUUGGCUGGAUGUCCUUUUGGUGGUGGACCAUUCUUGACACACGGGAAACUGUUGAGCAUGAAAAACCCAGCAGCGUUGUAGUUCUUGAUACACUCAAAGCAGUGCGCCUGGCAUCUAAUACUGUACCCCAUUCAAAGGCACUUCAAUAUUUUAUCAUGCCCAUUCACCCUCUGAAUGGCACACAUUCACAAUCCAUGUCUCAAAUAUCUUAAUGGUUAAAAAUCCUUCUUUAACCUGUCUCCUCCCCUUCAUCUACACCGAUUGAAGUGGAUUUAGCAAGUGACAUCAAUAAGGGAUCAUAGCUUUCACCUGGAUUCACCUGGUCAGUUAAUGUCAUGGAAAUAGCAGGUGUUCCUAAUAUUUUGUACACUCAGUGUUUGUUUGGUGGACUAAUACCUGUCUGUUCAGUGGACUAAUACAUGUAUGUUCAGUGGACUAAUACAUGUCUGUUCAGUGGACUAGUACAUGUCUGUUCAGUGGACUAAUACAUGUAUGUUCAGUGGACUAAUACAUGUAUGUUCAGUGGACUAAUACAUGUAUGUUCAGUGGACUAAUACAUGUAUGUUCAGUGGAAUAUUACAUGUCUGUUCAGUGGACUAAUACAUGUCUGUUCAGUGGACUAAUACAUGUCUGUUCAGUGGACUAAUACAUGUCUGUUCAGUGGACUAAUACAUGUCUGUUCAGUGGACUAAUACAUGUCUGUUCAGUGGACUAAUACAUGUCUGUUCAGUGGACUAAUACAUGUCUGUUCAGUGGACUAAUACAUGUCUGUUCAGUGGACUAAUACAUGUAUGUUCAGUGGACUAAUACAUGUAUGUUCAGUGGACUAAUACAUGUAUGUUCAGUGGACUAAUACAUGUAUGUUCAGUGGACUAAUACAUGUAUGUUCAGUGGACUAAUACAUGUAUGUUCAGUGGAAUAUUACAUGUCUGUUCAGUGGACUAAUACAUGUCUGUUCAGUGGACUAGUACAUGUCUGUUCAGUGGACAAGUACAUGUAUGUUCAGUGGACUAAUACAUGUAUGUUCAGUGGAAUAUUACAUGUCUGUUCAGUGGACUAAUACAUGUCUGUUCAGUGGACUAAUACAUGUCUGUUCAGUGGACAAGUACAUGUCUGUUCAGUGGACUAAUACAUGUCUGUUCAGUGGACUAAUACAUGUCUGUUCAGUGGACUAAUACAUGUCUGUUCAGUGGACUAAUACAUGUCUGUUCAGUGGACUAAUACAUGUAUGUUCAGUGGACUAAUACAUGUAUGUUCAGUGGACUAAUACAUGUCUGUUCAGUGGACUAAUACAUGUAUGUUCAGUGGACUAAUACAUGUAUGUUCAGUGGACUAAUACAUAUUAUGUUCAGUGGACUAAUACAUGUAUGUUCAGUGGACUAAUACAUGUCUGUUCAGUGGACUAAUACAUGUAUGUUCAGUUGACUAAAGUGACAAUAUGAGGAGUACACAAUGAUUGUUUGAGAGCAUCAAUGUAAAAUGACAAUCUGUAUGUAACCCCUCACUCAGCAUGUGGGGGAGCUGGGUGUACAAAUGACUGUUUUAUUAUGUCAAACAGUUGUAUUCAUUAAUAAUAAAAUACAGUUUUAUCAAAUCA